GAAAUUAUCCAAAAAAAAAAAAAAAAAAAACUACACCGGUUUUUAAUUUGGUCUAAGAAAAUUGUAAAAUUUUCACAGGAAAAAAUAGUUUAGACAGCGAAAAAUAAAGUGACAUGGCUCAGAGUGGUCUCACAAAGCUGGUACACAGUGUCCUACGUGAUGUGGGUAAACAGUGCUGUACAAUUGGAAAAUAUCAACAACGUGCCCUAAGCUAUGUAGUGCCACUGGCUACUACAUCAAUAUGUCACAACCAUGCGGCUAAAGCACUGCUGUGGAAUGCUGGAAACAAUAAAUAUCUUUACAGCACAGAUGCUACAAAGAAACCUGCAAGUCCAGAAAUUUUGUCUAAACUAUUCCCCCAAACAGCUACCAAUGUUGAUGAGGAAACAGAACGUGAACGCAAACGCAAGGAGGAGGAAGAUGCUAAGGAAAAUGAAAAGGCCUGGAAACGUAUGAAAUUAGGUUUUGCUGUUUUUGGCGGUUCUGGUGUGGCCUUAGCCAUUUGGGCCGUUUAUGAAUUUGGCAAACCAGAGGUCGAUGUUGAUGGUCAUAUUAUCGAGGAUGAAUUCAGCAAGAGUCCCAUUGUUCAACAAUAUUUGCAACGCAUGUGGAAAUCCAUGAAUUAUUAUCAGAAAAUGAUACAAGAACCUUCAAGAGCAAAGUUGUUGCCGGAUCCCUUGAAACCACCCUAUAUACAACCACCCUAUACUUUGGUUUUAGAAAUGAAAGAUGUUUUAGUACAUCCCGAUUGGACAUAUCAAACUGGUUGGCGUUUCAAGAAACGUCCCGGUGUUGAUGUUUUCUUGCAGGAAUGCGCCAAACAUUUUGAAAUUGUUGUUUUUACGGCCGAACAAGGCAUGACUGUUUUCCCCAUUUUAGAUGCUUUAGAUCCUAAUGGUUAUAUUAUGUAUCGUUUGGUACGUGAUGCCACACAUUUCAUUGAUGGUCAUCAUGUUAAGAAUUUGGAUAAUUUGAAUAGAGAUUUGAAAAAGGUUAUUGUUAUUGAUUGGGAUCCCAAUGCUACACAAAUGCAUCCAGAUAAUACAUUUAACAUUGCUCGUUGGAAGGGUAAUGAUGAUGACUCUCAACUCUUUGAUUUAAUCAAUUUCUUGAAAGCCAUUGCCACCACCGAUGUCGAUGAUGUUCGUGAGGUAUUACACUAUUAUCGUCAAUUCGAAGAUCCCAUUAUGAAAUUCCGCGAAAAUCAAGCUAAACUUUUGGAACAAAUGCAAGAACGUGAACGCGAAGAAAAAACAAAAUCUAAACCAAUUGUUAAAAAUUGGUCAAGAAAUUUUUUGGGUCGCUAAAAACAAUACUUUACUGUAGAUUUUAGUGGACAUGUCACGCAAAAGCAGUUUUCUUUUAUUUAGCUUUAAAAUUAUCAUAUUUUUAAAACACUUUUAGCCACAAACUUGUUUUUAUGGUUAAAAAAAGGAAAAUUGGUUGAAAAAGUUUCAUUUAUAAUUAGUUUCAGUUUUUAUAUUACAACAAUAAAAAGAUUCUGAUUUAUUAGCUUUUGGCAUUA
Messenger RNA from Lucilia cuprina (Australian sheep blowfly), 1525 nucleotides. Its product is annotated as mitochondrial import inner membrane translocase subunit TIM50-C-like. Bases 114 to 1307 code for a protein of 397 amino acids. The record is from RefSeq and is a predicted model, not a curated record. The transcript is spliced from 5 exons. Gene Ontology annotation, molecular function: phosphoprotein phosphatase activity. NCBI's taxonomy places the organism in Eukaryota, Metazoa, Arthropoda, Insecta, Diptera, Calliphoridae.